This is a messenger RNA of Synchiropus splendidus (mandarinfish), 1327 nucleotides long. It is a transcript of the gene tex261, whose product is annotated as testis expressed 261. The record is from RefSeq and is a predicted model, not a curated record. Gene Ontology annotation, cellular component: COPII-coated ER to Golgi transport vesicle; endoplasmic reticulum membrane; Golgi membrane. Gene Ontology annotation, molecular function: COPII receptor activity. Gene Ontology annotation, biological process: endoplasmic reticulum to Golgi vesicle-mediated transport. The coding region runs from base 162 to 749 and encodes 195 amino acids. NCBI's taxonomy places the organism in Eukaryota, Metazoa, Chordata, Actinopteri, Syngnathiformes, Callionymidae. The transcript has 6 exons.
CCGGAUCUCAGCAGCUUUACUCAGGCUCCUUCCCUCCUCAUGCGCUCCUCAGACCGGCUCUGGGUCAGACCUUUGACCGCGCUACAUAUCGACGUAGCAGCCAGUUCACAGUUUUUCCGUUUAGAUUUUAAAUUGUUGGGUGUUUGCUUACAUGCAGCGAGAUGUGGUUUAUCUAUUUACUGAGCUGGUUGUCGCUGCUGAUCCAGGUUUCCUUCGUGACACUUGCUAUAGCCGCAGGACUGUACUAUUUGGCAGAGCUUAUUGAAGAAUAUACAGUCGCCACAAGCCGAAUAAUAAAAUACAUGAUUCUGUUCUCGACAGUAGUGCUGGCUGGUCUUUAUCUGUUUGAAGGCUUCCCAGUGUUUAUGGUCGGUGUCGGCCUCUUCACCAACCUGGUGUAUUUUGGCCUCCUACAAACCUUCCCCUACAUCCUGCUGAGUUCACCCAACUUCAUCCUGUCCUGUGUGUUAGUGGUAGUGAACCAUUACAUGGCCUUUCAGUACUUUGCACAAGAGUAUUAUCCAUUUUCAGAGGUGCUGGCAUACUUCACCAUCUGCCUUUGGGUCAUUCCCUUCUCCUUUUUUGUGUCGCUUUCGGCGGGAGAGAAUGUGCUUCCGUCUACCAUGCAGCAAGAUGACGUGGUGUCCAACUACUUCACCAAGGGCAAGAGAGGGAAGAGGUCCGGGAUCCUCCUGGUCUUCUCCUUCCUGAAGGAGGCAGUGCUGCCCAGCAGACAGAAAAUGUACUGAGGAGCCGGACUUGAUGUGCAGCCUCGGGGAUUGCUGGCUGAAGCUAAAAAGAAAGACUGAUGCCAUCACUUUAGUUUGGGAUAAAUGGCCAAAAGAGGAAGAUGAUCACCGGUGACGCAUGGGUGAUGAAGGCCAUGGCAAUACUGAAACAACUACGGACUUAAGGGGUCGGGGGGCUGGUAAGGGUUUUUUUCAGCGCAAAGUUUUCUUAUGUCUGUGUUGAACUGCACUGUCUCAGUCUUGUUUGUCUAUAUUCACAUUCUGGGCUGUGACAAAUACCACGUCUGGUUCAGACUGAGGUGAUGUCCGUCAAGUUGGUACCACUAAAUUCUGUCUUGUCUCGAGCUUCAGUGAAGUAGCUUCUACAGAAGUAAGAUCAAGUGAAACAAAACAAAACAAAAAAGACAAGUCACAGUUUCCAAUCUGGAGUUGGGUCUAAGACUACAGUGUACAUGGUGUUGAAUUUUGAGGAUGCUUGUGCACAAAACUGUGAAUCUUUGUUUGUCUUUGUCAGCUGCCCCUUGACAAAACGAUUCGGACUGUUUUUAAUGAAUCGUAAUAAAGAGAUUUUUUUCGUA